Arachis stenosperma is the source of this 2265-nucleotide messenger RNA. Its product is annotated as AP2-like ethylene-responsive transcription factor AIL6. The transcript is spliced from 8 exons. Lineage: Eukaryota; Viridiplantae; Streptophyta; Magnoliopsida; Fabales; Fabaceae. Bases 374 to 1933 code for a protein of 519 amino acids. Gene Ontology annotation, molecular function: DNA-binding transcription factor activity; DNA binding. The record is from RefSeq and is a predicted model, not a curated record. Gene Ontology annotation, biological process: regulation of DNA-templated transcription.
CACCCUCAGAACUGAAACCGAAGCUUCAUUAAUGACCUUGCAUGCAUUCGUUUCUCACUAUCUUCUCCUCCUCUUUUCUCCAAUCACCUAAACCACACAUUAUUGUUUCUACUAUUUCCUUAUUUAAAAUACCAAUAAUAAUACGAUAGUGUAACCCGCAUGGAUAAGUAGCUUUCGUCAAAGAAGUAACGCCUACAUACCUUCACAGAAGAACAUCAUUUCCUUCCUUAUACUCUGCACCAUCUUUUGCUGCUUUCCGGUUCCUAAAAUUCUAAAUACAUUAAAAUCUGUAUUACUAUAACAAAGUCUUGAUCUGUGUGUGGCUUUUACUGAGAAGAAAGAAAGAGUAAGUGAGCAAAACAAACGCAUCGAAAUGGCUCGUGCUACUAACUGGCUAUCGUUUUCGCUUUCUCCAAUGGAAAUGCUAAGGACAUCCGAGCCACAGUUUCCUCAAUACGACGCCGCUUCAGCCACCACCAACUACUUCGUAGAUAACUUCUACGCCAACGGUUGGGGGAACCAGGGGAAGGAACAGCAACCGCACGGCAUGGUGGAGCAGUCGCUAUUUAUGACGAGCUACGUGGACUCGUCGCAGAAUCUCAGUCACGCGCCGUCGCAUGCUGCGGCGACGACUGUGGUGCCGAAGCUGGAGGAUUUUCUCGGCGAUUCGUCGUCGUCGAUGAUGCGAUACUCCGAUAGCCAGACGGAGACGCAGGAUUCGUCGCUGACGACGCACAUGUACGACCACGGCGGCGCGUACUUCGGCGGCGAGCACCAAGAUCUGAAGGCCAUUACUGGAUUUCAAGCUUUCUCCGGCGCUAACUCGGGGUCUGAGGUGGACGACUCAGCCUCCAUCGGUAGGGCGCAGCACGGCGGUGGGAACGAGUUCGGAACUCGCUCCGUUGAUUCCUCCGGGAACGAGCUGGCGUUCUCCAACGGCGGCGCUGCUGCUACCGCUACCGGAGCUUUGUCACUAGGCGUAGCGCAGAGUUCGGCGGAGAAGGCCGUCGUAGUAUCCGAUUCCGAUAGUUCGAAGAAGAUCGUCGAUACAUUUGGCCAGCGAACUUCAAUUUACAGAGGAGUCACUAGACACCGAUGGACUGGUAGAUAUGAAGCGCAUCUAUGGGAUAACAGCUGUAGAAGAGAGGGUCAGGCCAGAAAAGGGCGUCAAGGUGGAUAUGACAAAGAAGAAAAGGCCGCGAGAGCUUAUGAUUUGGCAGCUUUAAAGUAUUGGGGUCCCACUGCUACCACCAACUUCCCUGUUUCCAAUUACCCAAAGGAACUGGAGGAGAUGAAACAUGUAACAAAGCAAGAAUUCAUUGCAUCACUGAGAAGGAAAAGUAGUGGCUUUUCCAGGGGAGCUUCCAUAUACAGAGGUGUGACAAGGCAUCACCAACAAGGUAGGUGGCAAGCAAGAAUUGGUCGCGUUGCCGGAAACAAAGAUCUUUACUUGGGAACAUUCGCAACUGAAGAGGAAGCUGCUGAGGCAUAUGAUAUAGCAGCUAUAAAGUUCCGAGGUGCAAAUGCAGUAACCAACUUUGAGAUGAGCAGGUACGAUGUUGAUGCCAUAAUGAAGAGCUCUCUUCCUGUUGGCGGCGCUGCGAAACGCUUGAAACUCUCCCUAGAAUCAGAGCAGAAGUCUGCUAUCAACGCCAUCACCACCGGCAGCCAGCAGCAACAACCAGUGUGUGCAAACAUGAGUGGCAGCAAUAUCAACUUCUCAUCAACCAUACAUCAGCCAAUUGCUUCCAUCCCCUGCCGUAUCCCAUAUGAUUCCGCGCCAGCUUAUUAUCACCACAACCUCUUCCACCAUUUCCACCCCACCAACGGUGUAGAAACCGCCGUAACUUCUGCCAAUGCCGCUGGACUGACUGCACCGCCAGUGGCGGCAGCAGCACCCGAGUUCUUCAUAUGGCCUCCCCAGUCCUAUUGAGUAUUAAUAAUGAUCUGAUCAAACUAGUAGUUAUCUUUCGCUAAUUUUAAUUUUCUGCUAACAAAUCAAGAAGCUAUAGUCACUGGCCGCACAAUUUAGCUGACCCGGUUCAAAAUUCCCCAUCUAUAAUUAACCCUUCAGCUGCCAAGUAAACAUAGAUAAGAGGUUUAAUUUUGUGUUAGUCUUAAUUAGUUACAGUAGGAAGGUGGGUUAUGUAACUAAAUUUACUCAAAUUUGAGGAAUAUUUUGAGUUGUGCAUUAUUAUAUGGUUUUGCACAAGAAUUCCUGUAUAAUUCUCCUCUUAACAUGCAGCGGUACUGCAGUAGUAUCAG